Molecule: messenger RNA, 513 nt
Organism: Drosophila busckii
Lineage: Eukaryota; Metazoa; Arthropoda; Insecta; Diptera; Drosophilidae
Exons: 2
Coding region: 199-513 (104 amino acids)
Source: RefSeq, a predicted model, not a curated record
UCGAUAUAGGACAAUGCUGAUAAAAGGACACGUAUGUCUAUGGCGAUUGAUUUUUUUGACAAUAAGCAUUGCAGGACAUGUGUGGUUUGCCAUGACUACGUGACCAUAACACUGAAAACUCAGUCAAACCAAUUUAAAAAUUAUACUUAUGACAGUUUGUAGAAGACUUUGGCGGCGAGCAGAUCAAUAAUUGGCAAUAUGAAACAUCAGCAAGUUGUAGUUGAUUAUUGGACAAUGCUCAAGACAUCAGGCAUGUGUCUGCUGCUUGCUAUAUCUGGUUUUAUAUUCCUAAAAAUGGUGCAGACAAUUUUUUGGCUGCCCAAGCACUUGAAGCAGAAUCAGGAACGUCUAGAGGCUAUGGCAACUCAAUUGGGCAAGGACAUGUCGCCAGAGGAGCGUGCUGAAAUCGAAAAAAUUAUAAAUAGCAAGGAGCCGCUAACUGAGGAACACUUGAACAAACUGUUGGACAACGUCAAGGAGGAUGAGCAGUGCGAGCCCAAAAAGUUGCAAUAA